GACUUGUUGCUGUCGUGUGUAUCUCGUCACUUCCCGGUACUGUCGUUAAUCUGCGGCGUGAUGCGGACGCUGAUGGAUGAAGUUUGAGGCGCGCGUCAGCCGAAAUCAUCCAAACGCGCCGUGAGGCGCACGCCCGGGGCCGCUCCGGGAUAACCAGGUUACGCGCGCAUAGAGAGGGUUACAGGGUCAAAAGUCAAACGAAAACCCGAAACGAAUCAAUGACACAUAUGGUUAAAAAUGACACAUUCAGCUGCAUGGAAAUACAUCCAGUCCCUGAUUUGAUAAAGGUAAAUGCGAUUAUUAUUGCAUAAUUUGAAACCGGGUUUUUAUGUUAAAUGUUCGUUUCAUGUAGGCCCAUAAUGCGCUAUAAAAGCACGGAUAAUAUCCAUGUCUAAUUAAUAUUGUUUUAAGAGUUGGGAUAAACUCGUGCGUAAUAGUGAGUGACAGCAAACAGAUGCGCGUGACUGUGAGCAGCAGGUUUCCGUCGAGUCAUAUCUGAUGAAAACAGAUCGAAUAAACGCGUGCAAUUAACGACUUCAAGUCAUCAUUAAUUAGUAAUUCAUAGUUUAUUUUAAUUUUACGAUCGUUUUUCUUUCAUUCGGCCUCUAAAUGCAGCGUUGGGGGGUUAAAUAAAGGCCAUUAUUCCCGAAAUCUAAUUAAACUUCAUCUCACACUACCAACCAGAGCCGCAUUAAAGCUGAAACAAUCCCACAAUUCAUUUAGCAAGAGGAAAACGGACCCAUUUACCCGCUCUUGAAAAGUUGCCCAUCCUCGCCUUAAUGCCAUUAGUCUUAAUAGCCAUUAAUAGUCAUUUAUUUAGAGUUAUAUUUGCGCGCGCGCGGGUAAUGCGCGCUCCAGGUCUCGUUUUAACAGGAAAUAAAAUGCAACAAAGGAGCAUUAGAUGAAAGAGUGAAGCACAAGUGUAGCAGAUGAUGCUGGAAAGGGUUAACGCGGAGGUGCAUUAGAGAUGCAUAGAGAGAGAGAGAGAGAGAGAGAGUGUGUGUGUGUGUGUGUGUUGAAGGAGGAGGAUCUCAGAACUGAGACAUUGUCAUGCAAACACAGACCACCGCCUCGCCAUUGUCUCCCGGACUCCAACUUUAUUAUAAACACACCGAGCAGCAGAGCCGCGGAACACACCGAGACACACACACACUCCUCGAGCGGACCUUCACACACACCUGCGUUUCCAUCAUUCCGCCCUCCACAUGUACAAAAUGGAUUACUCGUAUCUGAACACGUACGACUCGUGCAUGGCGGCGAUGGAGGCGUCGGCGUACGCGGACUUUAACUCGUGCAGUCAGAGCAACGCGUUCCAGUACAACCCGAUCCGGAACGGGUUCAGUUCCAGCCCGGGCUGCGGAACGCUCGGGUCCGCCAGCUGUGCACUUGGUGCGCUGAGAGAACACCAGCCUGCGCCCUACUCCACAGUCCCGUACAAGUUCUUCUCGGACCCGUCCGGUCUGAACGAGAAGCGCAAGCAGCGGCGGAUCCGCACGACCUUCACGAGCUCGCAGCUGAAGGAGCUCGAGCGCGUGUUCGCGGAGACGCACUACCCGGACAUUUACACGCGCGAGGAGCUCGCGCUGAAGAUCGACCUGACGGAGGCGCGCGUGCAGGUUUGGUUCCAGAACCGACGGGCCAAGUUUCGCAAACAGGAACGCGCCGCCAACUCUAAAGGAGCGAGCGGCACCAAGAAGCCCGGAGAGACUCGCUCUUCAUCUGAGGAUGACGAGUCCAAAGAGUCGACGUGCAGCCCGACGCCCGACAGCACCGCGUCCCUGCCCGGAUCCGGGAACAUGGGGAGUCCCGGCACCGGCAGCCUCAGUCCGAGCCCCGUCUCCGGCUCCGGCUUCACCAGCGCCUCCAUCUCGCCCUCGCUCCACCAGGGCCUGAAGAGCUCGCCGUGGCCCAGCCUCGGCUCGGCCGGACCCACGCCGGACCUGCUGAAGGCUUGGCAGCCCGCGGACAGUGUGGCGUCCGGGCCGUUCGCCGGCGUCCUGUCCACCUUCCACCGGAAACCCAACACAAUCAAGACCAACCUCUUCUAGAGAUCCCCGUCUCGAACUGGACUCCAUGUUCAACCCGUCAAUAAGGUCUCAUGUGCUGCGCUAGUUCACAUACAUCAACACUCGGGAAAAUACUGGGUCAAAGUUUGGACUGACCCAGCCGUUGGGUUACUCUUUUAAAUGGCAUUUUUAAUCCAAUGUUUGGGUUUGUCCUUAUUUGACCUUCAAUUGGGCAUUUUUGACUAAAUAAGCGUGUGUUAGGACAACAUACUGAGAACACGUGGAACCUUGAAGGGAUCAUUUUAUGGGUUUACUUUUAAUUCAUUCAUUUAGUUUCAAUUUUAAUUCAAUUGUAAGAAUUAAUCAGCUCAUAAAGAUACUUUAUCACUACACUCACUCUAAAAAAUGCUGGGUUGUUUUAACCCAAUUUUGGGU
Pimephales promelas (fathead minnow) is the source of this 2441-nucleotide messenger RNA. It is a transcript of the gene phox2a, whose product is annotated as paired like homeobox 2A. Gene Ontology annotation, molecular function: DNA-binding transcription factor activity, RNA polymerase II-specific; RNA polymerase II transcription regulatory region sequence-specific DNA binding. The record is from RefSeq and is a predicted model, not a curated record. Lineage: Eukaryota; Metazoa; Chordata; Actinopteri; Cypriniformes; Leuciscidae. Gene Ontology annotation, biological process: regulation of transcription by RNA polymerase II.